Molecule: messenger RNA, 1857 nt
Organism: Dreissena polymorpha
Lineage: Eukaryota; Metazoa; Mollusca; Bivalvia; Myida; Dreissenidae
Product: A disintegrin and metalloproteinase with thrombospondin motifs 13-like
Exons: 16
Coding region: 68-1720 (550 amino acids)
Biological process (GO): proteolysis
Molecular function (GO): metalloendopeptidase activity
Source: RefSeq, a predicted model, not a curated record
CAGACGUACUGGCAUAUGCCGUAGUUUGUACGAGCAUACGGAUGAACUGACUUAAGACUGUUCCAAGAUGUUCGUCUACGUUAUAAGUUCAUCCUUCAUCGUGUCACUUGUGGCAGUCUGUUGUCAGACCCGAAGGACCCCUUUGAAUCAGGCCGUUUGGCUUGAGGAUAUCACCCAGAACGCCAAGACUCGCAAUCUGGACCUGGGGUUGCCGGAAACUCUUCAGUUCAUGCUGAAGCGCAGCGGGCAACAAGAUUUGACCUUGAAUCUCGUGGAGAACAAGCGACUGAACCAGAACGCUCCGGUCUACGAGGUCCACACAGAGAAUAGUCAAAAUAAACUGGUCAAAAAAGAAACAGCGCCCAUUACUGAUGUGAAGUUCUACCUCGACAAGGAGAAUGGUGGGUCGUUCAUGGUUGAAUGCACCAAGAGAUCAAAGGGCGCGUGCCGACGAACACUGACUGGUAGUUUGGUGAUUGACAAUUACGCAUUCGAAAUCAACCCGACGCGGGAAAUGUUUGAGUCAAGAUCACUGGCCGGCAACAAGCUUAAUCCCCAUAUGCUUUCCAGGGUGGUAAAUCGCAUUGCUAUUUCUAGACGGGGUCACAUUAGCGAAGAGCUUGCCAAAGAAUUACGACAACUCCUGAUGAAGAGCGAGUUGGAUGCCUUUACAGAGACACUUCAUCAUCAGGAGAGACAAUCAACCAAGACGUACGCCCUGGAAAUCCUUGUCGGCGUCGACCCUUCCGUCUGGAAAAAGUACUACGCAAAAGCUGUUGACACGGCCACUAUGACUAAGGAUCAGGCAACUGAGUUGUUCAUCCGGAAGCGUUUCUCUCACAUCAUUAACGGGAUGAGUCUUCGCUAUGAAAGCAUCGACGAUCCCGAGUUGAGGAUUUACGUGACUAUGACUGGAAUCAUCAUUUACAAGACGAUUGCUGCCAACAAUCCGUUACCGAAUGCUCAAACAGUGGAGACGGUUGAGGGGAGGGAGGUUGCAGAUGGCGAAUUCUACGCAACAAAACUUGUCGACUGGCUUGCUGGUCUCUCUGGCACACCCGAUAAUGAUCACGCUAUGGUGUUUACCGAAUACGACAUAUACUCGGUUGACGAAGGAAAGAGAUCGUAUGUCGUGGUAGGGAUGGCUGAUAUGAACGGCGUGUGUAAAAGUAAUCGUGUGUCCAUUCAAGAGGACGAUGACUACUACACAACGACAAGUGUCGCUGCGCACGAAUUAGGACACAACCUCGGUUCCGAGCAUGACGGCGACCCAAGAGAUGCCGUCGCCUCGGCUUGUCCCGCCCACUCAAAGUUCCUCAUGGCCCCGUCUGUGUCCUCAUUCAGUAGCGGCGAUGCGUACACGAUGAACCCCUGGCGCUUCUCGACAUGCUCCAUAAAGCAGUUCAAACAUUACAUCCAGGCUCUGGGUACUGACAACUGCCUGCUGGACCCAGGAGACUCCACGGACGAGUACAAAAUCCACUCAACCAAGCAACCCGGGGAGCUUUACUCGCCCACAGAGCAAUGCCAGCUUGAAUACGGAGAAAAUUCGAAAUUGGGAUGCGAUCAGUCGGCCACAAACCCGCGGAUAUGCCUGCACAUGACAUGCGAGCGUGAUGGUAAUUGCCUCGAUAUUGCUGCCGCCCGAGGCACACCGUGCGACGAUCCUUCUCUGAACAAGUGGUGCAAAGAGGGAAAGUGUGUCGCUAAAGGAACGUAAGAAAACGGCAUUUACUACUAGAAAUAAUUGCGAAAACCGGCUUUUUGACCACGGAUACAACAUAUUUCUUUAUAAGUGUAUACUCUGUGUUCGUGUUUUGACAUAAAUUAAAACUUAUAUUUUUUCCUAAUAAACAA